CCCGAGGUCGCAGCUUCCACUGGCGCGGGUUGAGUUCCCUGUUGCCCUUGGUCUCGGGGUCGCUGUCGGCGCUGAGGCUGCAGAUGCAAUUUAUUUAUUUUAUUGAGAUGGAGUCUUGCUCUGUCACCGAGGCUGAAGUACAGCGGCACGAUCUUGGCUCACUGCAACCUCCGCCUCCUAGGUUCAAGCAAUUCUCCUGCCUCAGCCUCUCCAGUAGCUGGGAUAACAGACGCGCACCACCACACCCGGCUAAUUUUUGUGCUUUUAGUAGAAAUGGGGUUUCGCCAUGUUGGCCAGGCUGGUCUCGAACUCCUAAUCUCAAGUGAUCUGCCCACCUCAGCAUCCCAAAGUGCUAGGAUUACAGCUAUUAUGGUGAACUUACUUCAGAUUGUGCGGGACCACUGGGUUCAUGUUCUUGUUCCUAUGGGAUUUGUCAUUGGAUGUUAUUUAGACAGGAAGAGUGAUGAACGGCUAACUGCCUUCCGGAACAAGAGUAUGUUAUUUAAAAGGGAAUUGCAACCCAGUGAAGAAGUUACCUGGAAGUGAAGACUGGCUGGAUUAUCAAAUGUUCACAUUUUAAAGUUCUGAGAGAAAUAAAAACAUGAAGAAUCUGAAA
Molecule: messenger RNA, 616 nt
Organism: Gorilla gorilla gorilla (western lowland gorilla)
Lineage: Eukaryota; Metazoa; Chordata; Mammalia; Primates; Hominidae
Gene: NDUFB1
Product: NADH:ubiquinone oxidoreductase subunit B1
Exons: 4
Coding region: 274-546 (90 amino acids)
Cellular component (GO): respiratory chain complex I; mitochondrion
Source: RefSeq, a predicted model, not a curated record